This is a messenger RNA of Cotesia glomerata, 1979 nucleotides long. Its product is annotated as venom carboxylesterase-6-like. Lineage: Eukaryota; Metazoa; Arthropoda; Insecta; Hymenoptera; Braconidae. The record is from RefSeq and is a predicted model, not a curated record. The transcript is spliced from 7 exons. The coding region runs from base 245 to 1927 and encodes 560 amino acids.
AAAGUCUUAAUCAUAGACAGUUGUCAUAUUUUAUACAUUAACAUGAUAAGAGAGGUCAUGCAAUCUGUCAAUUACAAAGUAAGUAGAAAAAAAAUAAAGAAAUUAAAGACCGUCACUCUUACUGAUAAUUAAUGUAAGAUUAAUGAAGAAAGUUAGUCGUAUUAAUAGCUUUAAAUAAAUAUCAACAAUUACAAAUAAUUUUUGGUAAGAAUUACAAGUAGUCAGCUGUUUAUUUUUGGUGAAAAUGAAGAUUACUAUUUUAUUGUGUUCUAUGUCACUUGGACUUGCAAUCUUGGAUAUUGAUAAAACAUUAAAUGGUCCACGUGUUGAAACUUUACUUGGAGGAAUUCGGGGAUUUUAUGAUUACUCAAAAAAUGGGAGGAAGUAUUUAGCUUUUGAAGGAAUUCCGUAUGCUGAGCCGCCUGUUGGAGACCUGCGAUUUAGACCUCCUCAAAAAGUAAAAUCAUGGACCGGAGACAUAGUAGCUGUCAAAACUGGCUCGCCAUGUCUGCAAUAUAUUCAUGCGCCAGAUCAUGGAACUGAAAGAAUAAUUGGAUCAGAAGACUGCUUGUAUUUAAACAUAUACAAACCGAUUAUAGAAGCAACUAAAAAAUUACCAGUUAUUAUUUGGAUCCAUGGCGGAGCUUUUCAGUGGCAUAUGGAGGCAAAUGACGGAAAAUUCACAAGGCCUGAUUACCUGAUGGACCGAGAUGUUAUCUUUGUUUCAUUCAGUUAUCGCGUUGGUCCUCUUGGAUUUUUGAGCACUGAAGAUGAUAAUAUUUCCGGAAACAUGGGACUUAAAGAUCAAAACAUGGCAAUUCGUUGGGUAAAAGAAAACAUUGAUGUUUUUGGUGGUGAUCCUGAAAAUAUUUCAAUUUUUGGAUUGAGUGCCGGUGGAGUUAGUGUACAUUUUCAAUAUUUGUCCCGUUUAAGUAAAGGUUUAUUCAAACGAGGAAUAAGUUUCAGUGGAACUGCUCUAAAUUGCUGGGCAAUUACCGAAGGAUCUGGUGAAAAAGCUAAAAAAGUAGCUGCAAUUGUAGGUUGUCCUGAUUCUAGCACUGAAAAGAUGGUAAAAUGCCUGAAAAGUCGACCUGCUCGUCAAAUAGCCAGCACUGUUAUGCAUUUUAUGCCUUGGUUGUACAACCCGAUGACUCCUUUUGGUCCUGUAAUUGAAAAAUCAACAGCUGAGUCACCAUUCAUCACUAAAUCACCAGUAGAAAUAAUCAACAGCGGUGAAACUUAUGACGCGCCUUGGAUCACUGGUGUCGUUCCGGAGGAAGGAAUCUAUCCUGGAGGAGAAUUUUGUGCGAAUGAAGAAUUAUUGAGAGAACUAGACGCAAGAUGGGAUACUUUAGCGCCUUUUAUUCUUGACUACAAUUACACAGUUCCUCUUUCUAAGCACAUCGAAGUCGGAAGAAAAAUCAGGAACCAUUACAUUGGCAGCGAGUCAAUUGAUCGUACCACUGCUAUGUUAAUUAUUCAUAUGAUCGGUGAUCGUCUUUACACGGCAGACGGAGUAAAAGCUGCAAAAAUGAUGGCCAAUAUUAAUAAAAGCCCGGUGUUUUUUUAUUAUUUUACUUACAAAGGCGCAGAAAGUGUUUCUCAUGCCAUGACUAAGACAAAAAAAGACUGGGGGGUAGCUCAUGGGGAUGAUCUUUAUUAUAUAAUUGAAUCUCCAGCUAAAAAUCCAACUACUACUCCAAAAGAUCGCAUGAUGCAGCGCGAACUCUUGGACUUUUGGAUUUCUUUUGCUACAAAUGGUACUGCUGACGUUGGAGUGGAAUGGAAACCUGUUAACGGAAACACGGAUCUAUUUAAUUAUCUUCAUAUAUACGGACCGAAUAAAAGAGAAAUGAAUACUGAUAAUGAUUUGGCAGAAAUUAAUCUCUGGUGGUCUAGUAUUGAUUUUGAUGAAAAUAAAAUAUAAUUUUAAAAACAUUUUUUUUUAUAGUAAAAACUUUUACAAUUUUAAAUUUAUA